GAGAGCGGAUAUAAUGAAUGCGGGGUCCGGGGAGAGCGGAUAUAAUGAAUGCGGGGUCCGGGGAGAGCGGAUAUAAUGAAUGCGGGGUCCGGGGAGAGCGGAUAUAAUGAAUGCGGGGUCCGGGGAGAGCGGAUAUAAUGAAUGCGGGGUCCGGGGAGAGCGGAUAUAAUGAAUGCGGGGUCCGGGGAGAGCGGAUAUAAUGAAUGCGGGGUCCGGGGAGAGCGGAUAUAAUGAAUGCGGGGUCCGGGGAGAGCGGAUAUAAUAAAUGCGGGGUCCGGGGAGAGCGGAUAUAAUAAAUGCGGGGUCCGGGGAGAGCGGAUACAGAUAAUGCAGGGUCCGGGGAGAGCGGAUAUAGUGAAUGCAGGGUCCGGGGAGAGCGGAUAUAGUGAAUGCAGGGGUCCGGGGAGACCGGAUAUAAUGAAUGCGGGGUCCGGGGAGACCGGAUAUAAUGAAUGCGGGGUCCGGGGAGAGCGGAUAUAAUGAAUGCGGGGUCCGGGGAGACCGGAUAUAAUGAAUGCAGGGUCCGGGGAGACCGGAUAUAAUGAAUGCGGGGUCCGGGGAGAGCGGAUAUAAUGAAUGCGGGGUCCGGGGAGACCGGA
Molecule: messenger RNA, 599 nt
Organism: Staurois parvus
Lineage: Eukaryota; Metazoa; Chordata; Amphibia; Anura; Ranidae
Source: the annotation of a GenBank genome assembly